GCACUUACCUACGGAGAGGAAGAGAAAGUAGGAAGUUGAGGUUUGAGUAUUUUCGGUAAAACUUUAGUUGCGAAAUUAAUUUACAAAUACCAUAUAAAAACCUCGUAUUUGAAGUGGAUAUUAGCUGUCUUCCUUAUUUAUGUGUGUAUGACGUUUGCAUAGCUACGACUAGCUUGCUGUUUUGGGAGCAGCAUUAUCAGUUGCAAAUAACAAGUCACUAGCUAUAUAGCAGCUUGCUAGCAAUGAACGACACUUUGGCCCUUCUACAGAAAUUCAAUGCGCAUCCAGAUUCCCGCUGUUGGUAUGUUGCAUGGAACCCCAAAGGCACAUUGCUGGCAUCAUGCGGUGGUGACCGAACCAUUCGGAUAUGGGGAAGGGAAGGUGACUCUUGGGAAUGCAAGACCGUGCUCCAGGAUGGACACCAGAGAACAGUCAGAAAGGUGGCAUGGUCCCCAUGUGGGAACUACCUGGCCUCAGCCAGCUUUGAUGCCAAAACCUGCAUCUGGAAAAAGAAGAAUGAUGAUUUUGAGUGCUUGACUGUUUUGGAAGGACAUGAGAAUGAGGUCAAAUGUGUGGCCUGGGCCCCAUCCGGUAACUUGCUGGCCACAUGUAGUAGAGACAAGAGCGUCUGGAUCUGGGAAGUGGAUGAGGAGAAUGAGUAUGAGUGUGUGAGUGUGGUAAACUCUCAUACACAGGAUGUCAAGCAUGUUGUCUGGCACCCAACACAGGAGCUCCUCGCCUCAUGUAGCUACGACAACAAUGUGUGUGUCUAUAAAGAAGAGGAUGAUGACUGGGAGUGCAGGGCGACCCUGGAAGGACACACCUCCACUGUCUGGGGUUUGACCUUUGACCCAAGUGGCCAGAGACUGGCCUCCUGCAGUGAUGACUGUACUGUGAAGAUCUGGAAAGAAUGUCAGCCUGAAGGUGGGCAGGAAGGCACCGACGCGGCUUGGAAAUGUGUUUGUACCCUUUCAGGGUUUCAUGGACGGACAGUGUAUGAUAUUGCAUGGUGUCCACUGACGGGUGCCCUGGCGACUGCAUGUGGUGAUGACGGAGUACGUGUGUUUAAGGAGGAUGAGACGGCUGACCCAGACCAACCUGCUUUCUCCCUGUCUGCCCAUGUACCCAAGGCCCACACCCAGGAUGUCAACUGUAUCGCAUGGCACCCCAAGGAGGCUGGGCUCCUUGUCUCCUGCAGUGACAAUGGGGAGAUAGCAGUCUGGAACUACCAGUCUGGGGUCUGAGAACAUGUUGGGCUAGUUAGGACUUCCAGAUCCAGUGUUUAACAGUGCUGAAUUUACCUUGUACUGUCAAGGGUGCCAACAGCACUGAAAGUGUCAUGAAUGUUUAUUAAUCCCUCUUGCAAUAACCUGUUUUAAUGAGGUUAGAGUGGUUAUGAUUUCAUUAUACUGAUAAGAUUCCUGCCUGUGCACUUGUUUUGUGGUUCAAAAAUGAAUGUGGGCCCUAAAUGUUCUACAUGUCAUAAUUAUGUAUUUGACUAACAUAUUACACAUUCCAAUGGUGUUUUGUAAUAUCAAGGGAUUCAACACACUUAUGUCUAGAUACAUGUUUCCAGAAACCACUUCUAGUAAGCUUUGAUAGAAAAUGUCUUUGCUUUUAUAUUAAUUGUUCAUAAAGAUGGUCUUCAGAUUAUAUUAAUUUACAGUCAAAGUAGUCUGGAUAAUUUUUAUUGGAAAAGCCAUGACAGCACAAAGGUAUAUCACCAACAAACAAAACAGGCUGAUCAUUAAUCACUCUUAAUAGCAGACAGGGUUGGGAGUAACUGAACUUAUUUUUACUAAUCAAUUGUUGCCAGGGGGGGAAAAUACAUUAAGACUGUUCAAUGACAUUCAAAUUAGUCUUGAAAGGCGCAAGCUUGUUCCACCUGAGCGAGUCAGCGGCCACUAUGAUUACACACAAUGCGUUUGAUGGAUCCUUUGUCUUCUGACUUAAGGGAAAAUCAGAUUGCGUUACUGAGUUUGACAAUUGACUAGUAACAGAUUAUUUAGAAAGUACCCAACCAUGAUUGCAGAGUUGUGAAACAGUUACAGACAAAUUGAGACACUGAGUUGUUUACUAAAAAUGUAAGCAGACUUCUGUAAUUAGGUACUAUAUACACAUUACUAUCCUCGACUGGAACACAUUUAAACAAUUGUACAAAAAGGUCUGACAAUUACCUCAAGCACAAUAGAAUAUAACAGUCCAAAGAGAGAUUGACUAUAAAUGUGACUCAAUGCCUCAUCUACACUGAACAAAAAUAAACGCAACAUGUAAA
Molecule: messenger RNA, 2275 nt
Organism: Salvelinus namaycush (lake trout)
Lineage: Eukaryota; Metazoa; Chordata; Actinopteri; Salmoniformes; Salmonidae
Product: probable cytosolic iron-sulfur protein assembly protein ciao1-B
Exons: 7
Coding region: 243-1244 (333 amino acids)
Biological process (GO): iron-sulfur cluster assembly
Cellular component (GO): cytosolic [4Fe-4S] assembly targeting complex
Molecular function (GO): protein binding
Source: RefSeq, a predicted model, not a curated record